Molecule: messenger RNA, 270 nt
Organism: Brenthis ino (lesser marbled fritillary)
Lineage: Eukaryota; Metazoa; Arthropoda; Insecta; Lepidoptera; Nymphalidae
Source: the annotation of a GenBank genome assembly
AUGUAUGAAGUCUCAUCUUGGGCCGAGGAUGUCCUUUUUCGCCUCCGCCAUUAUGGGAACUGGGAGCAUCCUCGCACGAGUGCUAACAACAUUUUUAACAAUGGCCCUGUUUUACCAAUCGUGGAUUCAUUACGAAUUAGUUCCGCGUAUAGUUACCGCCCGCCGGCGGCGCCACACCACCGCAAUUCACGAGAAAUUGACAUCUCAUUGCAAGAUUUCAAAAUAUCAGAGACUAAUUGCUCUUUGAAAAAACGGCACAUGACUUGCUUG